Messenger RNA from Onychostoma macrolepis, 2259 nucleotides. Its product is annotated as cytochrome P450 1B1. Lineage: Eukaryota; Metazoa; Chordata; Actinopteri; Cypriniformes; Cyprinidae. Gene Ontology annotation, biological process: progesterone metabolic process; hormone biosynthetic process. The transcript has a single exon. Bases 182 to 1756 code for a protein of 524 amino acids. Gene Ontology annotation, molecular function: heme binding; iron ion binding; steroid 17-alpha-monooxygenase activity. The record is from RefSeq and is a predicted model, not a curated record.
GCCAUCUCUGGAUAGACACAGCAGCUCCGCAAACCCUGACCCGUCUUCCUGUAACCCCACAGCCAAAGAGGACCGAAACCAGCAGGGUUCUCAAAUUCUUUCUUUCUCGCCAUUCAAGAUGGGGAGUUACUAAAACACUUGCAAUUUAUACAAAAACAAACCUUUAGAGCUUCAGAAUACCAUGGCGCUUUCAGACACAGAGUUCGGCAUGAAGGGCAGUAGCAUUCUUAAGGAAUGGAGCGGACAAAUCCAGCCGGCCCUCAUUGCAUCUUUCAUCUUCCUAUGCUGUCUGGAGGCUUGUUUCUGGGUCAGGAACCUUACUCUCAAAAAGAGGCUUCCAGGGCCCUUCGCUUGGCCGCUUGUGGGUAACGCCAUGCAACUCGGCCAAAUGCCCCACAUCACCUUCUCCAAGUUGGCAAAGAGGUACGGAAACGUGUACCAGAUUAGACUGGGCAGCAGUGACAUAGUGGUUCUCAAUGGAGAAUCUGCCAUACGCAAGGCGUUGCUUCAACACAGCACCGAGUUUGCAGGCAGACCGAACUUUGUGUCCUUCCAGUCGGUUUCCGGCGGGACGAGCAUGACGUUCACCAGCUACAGCAAGCAAUGGAAGAAUCAUCGGAAGAUCGCACAGGCCACCAUUCGUGCCUUCUCUUCUGCGAACAGCCAAACGAAAAAGUCCUUCGAGAAGCACAUCGCAGCUGAAGCCGAGGAACUGAUUGAAAUGUUUUUGAGAUUGAGUUCAAACAACCAAUACUUCAAUCCAUCUCGUGAACUCACAGUCGCGGCUGCUAACAUCAUCUGCGCACUUUGUUUUGGGAAACGUUAUGGACACGACGACCUAGAAUUCAGGACUCUCUUGAGCAAAGUGAGCAAGUUUGGCGAAACCGUAGGAGCUGGAAGUUUGGUGGAUGUCAUGCCUUGGUUGCAAGCUUUUCCCAAUCCUGUGAGGAGCGUUUUUCAGAGCUUCAAAGACCUCAACAACGACUUCUUCACGUUUGUCAAAGGUAAAGUGGUGGAGCACAGGCAAAGCUACGACCCUGAGGUCACAAGAGACAUGAGUGAUGCCUUUAUUGGCGUGAUUGAUCAUGCAGACACGGAGACGGGCUUGACCGAGGCUCAUACUGAAGGUACGGUUUCUGAUCUCAUUGGAGCAGGUCUGGAUACCGUCUCCACUGCAUUGCACUGGAUGCUGCUUCUACUGGUCAAACACCCAUCAAUCCAAACCAAACUCCAAGAGCAGAUUGAUAAAGUAGUAGGUCGUGACAGACUCCCAUCAAUUGAAGACAAGAGCAACCUGGCCUACCUGGAUGCCUUCAUCUACGAAACAAUGCGUUACACCAGCUUCGUCCCCGUCACCAUACCGCACUCCACCACCUCAGACGUCACCAUCGAAGGUCUCCACAUCCCCAAAGACACCGUGGUGUUCAUCAAUCAAUGGUCCGUCAAUCACGACCCUCAAAAGUGGCAGGAUCCUCACAUCUUCAACCCGUCGAGAUUCCUAGACGAGACCGGAGCUCUGGAUAAAGACCUGACCAACAGCGUGAUGAUCUUCUCUAUCGGGAAGAGACGAUGCAUUGGUGAUCAGAUCGCAAAAGUGGAAGUUUUCCUGAUCGCUGCCAUGUUAAUCCACCAACUAACUUUCGAGAACGACCCAUCACAGGACUUGAGUUUAAACUGCUCGUAUGGCUUAACACUGAAGCCAUUUGGUUAUAAAAUCUCUGCCAAACCCAGAGGAAGCGUAUUUAAUGAAGAAUAAAUGAACGUGUGUGCUUUCAAACCGACUGUCUCUGAUAUAUUACACUAUGCAGAAUAAGGUAUGUACUUCAUAUUUAGCAACACUGAACUUCAGAUUAUAAAUAUAGUUCACUAUAUACAAGUGUAGAUUAAUGUAUGACUAAAUCUAAAUGUUUUGAAAUCAAAAGUAACCAAAGGAAAAGGGCCAAAAGGAAUAAAAAUUGUGUCAGCAGGGUUUUAUAUGUGAGAGAUGUGUGCUUAAAUCUAUUUUAAAAUGUGCUACUUUUAAAAAUUCCCAUAUAUAUAAACCUCUGGUCAUUAAAAGAGCAAUUGCUUUAAGUAAAUAAACAAAGGAAAAGCAAGAUAAAUGCCAUGUUUAAUAUUGACUUAAUCAAAUGUUUAAUUCUUCUGUUUGAUCUACGAGUUUUCAUAAGCCUGUAAUUUUUAAAAAGAUGUUGAAAAAUGAUUCAUAAAUGUGACUUAAAACUGUUUUUAUCGAUGUAAAUAAAAUGUAUUUUAACAGUG